ACUGAUCUACCAAACUAUAAGAACUAUAGCUAUAUGAAUACCUAAGUCUUUAUAUAUGUAAAUAGUGUCAACUAGAAGGUUAAACGUAACGCGGUAAAUCACUUGAAAUCCAUUUUUGUGCGCCGCAAAGUAGACUACAUUAUUUGUGUUUGUGCUUAGUGCCAAAAUACGGCUACAAUUACGGAAAUUUGCUACCCAUUAUCAAGAACAUUUGUACACCUUGAAAGUGCAAAUAUUUGUUAAAUAACGGAAAUGGAAUCCGCUCAGGCCACAACUUAUGAACCGCUUGAAGGGCGCGGCGCCGGCAUUCGCCAUGAGCCCAUGGACAGUCCGGAGGCGGACGUACGCAUGCCCAAAGAUCAUAAUCAUGCUGUUUAUUUAGCGUUACUAGCUGCUGGUAUUGGCUUUGUGUUGCCUUACAAUAGUUUCAUCAUCGCUGCCGACUACUGGCAGGCUCGCUUUCCCGGACGCUCAGUGGCACUGGACAUGUCCAUGACGUAUAUAAUUGUCGCUUUUGCUACCGUUUUGCUGAAUAAUGUUUUUCUAUCGCUGGCACCGUUUCGUGUGCGUGUGCUUUUUGGUUAUGUGGUGUCAUUUACUACGCUCAUCUUUGUGGCUGUGUGCGAGGUGGCGUUUCAUAUGUUUGCUGCCAAUACGGCGUACUCAGUGAAUUUGGCUGCUGUAUCAUUGGUGGCCAUCGGUUGUACAGUUCAACAAUCCAGUUUCUAUGGUUUUGCCAGUAUGUUACCCAAAGAAUACACCCAAGCAGUCAUGGCUGGCGAGAGCAUUGCUGGCUUUUUGGUAUCUUCCAAUCGAGUGGCUACUAAGAUGCUAAUCCAAAAUGAUCGCGUGUCGACGGUCAUCUUCUUUCUCACUUCAACUUUGUACAUCCUUUUCAGCUAUGUGCUGCAUCUGGCGACCAUACAUUUGCCAUUUGUGCGAUACCAUAUGAAGGCGUGCGCUAAAAUUGUGCUUAGACCGGACGAAGAUCGAUUGCAGAAUGACCUCGACGGUGGAACACCCAUCGCCAAGUAUGGGGUUCUUACGCUUGAACCCACUUCACCGCCAGCAAAUGCAUCGAAUAACACCACAGGUGCGUUAAGCUUCAGUAAUCCCGUUUACGAGCUUUCUAAUCCGACGGCAGGUGAAAGUGUAAUCGAAGGCCUGAAUAGUUUACCCGAUAUGCCGAGCACACCACAGGAGCCCACCACACCGACUACGGUUGCCUUCAAAGUGGAGCAUGUGCUCACUCCCGGCACUUGUACCCCCGGCAAGCUAAGCGAUUUGAAGAAUGGCUUCGUUUCGCGUUGGACCGUCGCACAAGCGAUCUAUCCAUAUAUGGUCUGCAUUGCGUUGGCCUAUUGCGUCACGCUCUCCCUGUACCCCGGCAUCGAAUCGGAAAUAAUUUCAUGUAGCCUUGGCACUUGGUUGCCGGUGCUGCUGAUGUUUACAUUCAACACCGCUGACGUAAUAGGCAAAAUACUAGCUGCAGUGCCAUAUCCAUGGUCACGUCGUCAACUGAUCUUAAUGUCUGGCCUGCGUAUAGUGUUGGUACCGCUCUUGUUGCUUUGUUGUGCGCCGCGACAUCAGCCUGUCAUUUCGGGCGAGACAGCGGCUUUUGUCUUCACAAUUGGUUUAGGCGUCAGCAAUGGUCUCGCUGGUAGUCUUCCAAUGAUGCUAGCACCGGCCAAGGUACCUGGUACCCUCAAAGAGGUCACCGGCAACAUGAUGACGCUAUCGUACAAUGUAGGCCUUACGACUGGCUCAUUAAUUGGUUACGUUUUUGAAUCCAUGCUUGGCGCGCAGCUCACCAAUCCCUGUCCCACUUACCCUUAUGCACCGGCUUCAAUGUUAGAUCCAACAGGCGCACAUGCACAGCUUAUCAGCACCACUAGCACGACUAGCACCACAUCGCCAAUGCUGAAUACGACAGCCGUUGCCGCGGCGCUGCUCACCACAACAGUUUCGACGUUAUUGCCCACCACCGAGGCGAGCACAACUGCUCUAGCGGCAACAGCAGCAGCUGCAACAACUGCGGCAGCAGUGACCACAACCAGUACAACCGUGGGGCCAAUACUACCCACAUUGAUCGCGCCGACUACUGCGUUAGUCACCACCACAGCGGCGGCGAUUUUGAGUUCGGUAGCGGGCACGAUCGAUAAUGUGGUCUCGGCUGUUGUAAGCACCGUCUCCUCGGCGAGCCUCGAUUUAAGUGCGGAAACGAGUAUAAGCACCACAGAUCCACAAACGCCAAAUGAGUUGAUGCAAAGGAUUUAAGGAUUUUUAAGAGCAAAAAUGACAUUUGGGAAGGUUGGAAAUGAUUUCGAAAAGGGUUUAACUAAAUUACAUAGCGAGGAGAGAGGUUAGAGGAUUUUAAGAACUCUCAUAAGAAAGGCAGUGAACUAUUUUGUAGCAGAUUUUUUAAUUUACGAAACAAUAUUUUUUGUUAUUUUUAUGACAGUUUAUUGUUUCCUCUUAAGCGCGUGAGGCAAUAUUGUAAAUAGCUGAUUCAAAUAUUAAAAAACGAGGGCUUUUAUUUUGGAGGCCAUUGGAGGUUUUUUCUUUUUCAAUUACAUAGACCUCGCCAAGUGUGUAUGACUGAAAUGAAGAUGGUCGUAUUUAUAAACAAAAACUCUUUAAGUAUAAUUCAAAAUUUUAAAAAUGCGUGCAGUUCAUUUAAAGGGAAUAUCAAAGAAAUAAUGAAACCAGCAAACAAUAAUACGUGAAAAAAGGUUUUGGAAAAGAGAUAAUACAUUUUACUUGCUACCAACAGCAUACCAUACUCAUCAAAAUACUUACAUACUCAUAUAUUUAGUACAUAUAGAUUCUAAGCAUUUCAGAAAUAUGAAGUUACACACCAAAAACAUUGAAAUCAAGCAGACAUUUUGAAAAGCCAGCACGAGAUACUCAAAAUCAGCGCCUGAAGAUAGGCUCAGAUAGUUAGAUUUAUAUAACCACAUUACGAGGUCUAAAAGCAGGCUCGGCUGGUUAGACUUAUAUAACAGUAUUCCACAGGGCCCUCGAUGUGAGUCCGAACUAUUGAACUAAAAAAUAAAACUAAUGGACGUGUAUUCAAAAAUAAUUAAAUUUAGAAACCUAUUCGAAGGAUAGGAAAAUGGAAGUUGUAAUUUAAAAUUAUUCAAUAUAUCCUCCUUCAGCUGCCGUCUACUCCCACAAACCGACUCUUCUUUGUCCAUUGUGGUCAUCAGGUCCUUGAUGAUGUUCCUCAGAGGGUUCUUAGCGAUAUGAGGCCUUGUUUUAACAUUUUCUUGAACUACGUCCGGUCAUAGAAUGUUUUCAACUUCCAAAUGACACAUCUCAAUACUACAAAGGUGCCAUAUUCACAUAGCAGGUAAUUACAAAGCAGAUGAACUUGCCAGAAUAGGUACAACUCUUGAUAUCCAUUUGGAUGAAACGUUGAUACUUAUGCCCAAAGCCACUUGUGAAGUACUAAUAGAUAGGGGAACCAUCAACAGGGUAAAUGCAAUUUGACAAAACCUGACGACAUGCGAACUAAGCAAACAAACAUAGCCUAAAUUGAACUGCGGUCGCUCAAAAAGGCUGUUGAGAUUUAAUACAGAAUUUACAAGCAAGUUGAUAUGUGUGUUAGCUGGCCAUUGUUCAAUAGGUAACCUCACCAGAAGGAUGAAAUUUUUGCAGAAGCUGUCUUAACACGGAGAAGAGGAAGUAAUCAGACACCUCCUAUAUGAGUGUGAAGGCUGAGAAAGAAAGAGGCUUCGCACGCUUGGGAGUGCAUUCUGGAAAGAUGUAGUGGAUAUAUCGCAUUUAAAGGUAACGGGGCUUUUAUAAAAGGUACGGAAUGGUUUAAAAAAAACCCCAUCGUUUAGGAAAAGUUCCAGUGGUAUUACAAUGGAUCUACGACAAGUCGAAGUGUGCCAUUAUGACAGCUGCCCUACCUACCCAGCCACGUUCGGGCGUGAAAGUGAUUACAAAGAUGGCAACCAGUGAUAGAGAAGGUUGCUGUGGAGUCAAUCCUGAGCUUUCUUGGCUUAUGAGCAUGAACCACGUACUUUUUUCCAGCGGCCACGAUAUCGAUUCAAUGUUUAACAGCUUUUCGCGCACUCCUCUGUCAAUCAACAAUUUUGGCCACUCCAUUCCUCCUUAAAUGUGUUCCGGAUUUACGCCGUCGGCCCUGUAAGUCGUUUUCGCAUUACAGUUGAAACUUCUUACUGUGCUCUACUUUUGAGCGCUGCCUUUGAAAAUAAAUUGGAGCUGCUGUAACGUCGAAGAUUGUUUUUUUACUUAAAUAUCAUCAACAAUUGUACUCAUCAGUUAAAAAUCAUAAUGAAAGUAUAGUGCGAAUAAUGUAGCGAAAUUAUGCUAGAAUAUACAUACGCACAUUUGUGUGUAAUAAAUACAAAAUAAAAAUCACAUACAAUUUGUAAAGUGCGAAUAACUCUUAAGCUUCAAAUGGGGUCAGCAUAUAAAUGCACCAGUGUGACGCAUAUUUUUAGGCGCGUUUUCAUGUUUUGCAGCAUAACAAAAAGGGUUGAUAGAGAUUUAAAUUCUUAUAUGACACGAGAUAUAUUUUUAAUAUAUACAUAGCUAUAUAAGAAAUAAAGUUAAAAUUAAAUACUAAAAAGCAAAGCAGAAACCGAAAACAUAUAUUUAUUAAACGUGUAGCGGUCAUAAAUAUAUAAUAGGAAAGUUGUCAUAAUAGCUACAAAUUUUCUUUGAAGUGUAGAAAAAUUUGAAAAAAAUUUUGAUAUUCUAUGUUCCUGCCUAUAAUUUUUUGGUGUCUUAUGAAAGUUAAUUUUAUAAGUUUCCUCAAAAAUUGAAAACACGUAUUUUUUUUAAAUAAAUUUUUUUUUGAUAUACUUUGUUGUUAAAUAUAUUUUGCGAGCAUUUUCGCUCCAAAUUUCAACGCAUGCAUUUUCUUCUUCAAACCUAAAACCGCAGUUUUUGGCUGAUCGUGGUUAGAUACCUAAUGCAUAGGUAAUUUGUAAGCUCCAUAGUUUGUAAGAUGCUUCUAUAAGGUGUCAUAAAUGUGUUUUUUAUUUACAAAGAAAAAAAACCAAAUUGAAAUGUUAUCAUUGUUCGUCAGUUAUAUUCGUUGUAUGUACUCGUAUGUUAUCGUGAUUUUAUUAAUUUUCAUAGUUGUCGAACUGGAGAUGGGGAAAAUGUUUUGCGACUUUUUGAUAAGCAAAAUUAUUGACAUUGCUUAUCGACCGCUGGCAAUUACAACUAAAAUAUGUGGGUAAAUAAACUGUAAAGUAAUGAAUAGAAAUAUGAAUAAAGUGAAAUUAAAAAAGUCGAAAAGGGCAAUCGUUUUUUUAACAAUGAAAUGU
This is a messenger RNA of Anastrepha ludens (Mexican fruit fly), 5309 nucleotides long. RefSeq names its product equilibrative nucleoside transporter 4 (gene Ent3). Bases 253 to 2277 code for a protein of 674 amino acids. Lineage: Eukaryota; Metazoa; Arthropoda; Insecta; Diptera; Tephritidae. Gene Ontology annotation, biological process: nucleoside transmembrane transport. The transcript is spliced from 4 exons. Gene Ontology annotation, molecular function: monoamine transmembrane transporter activity; nucleoside transmembrane transporter activity. The record is from RefSeq and is a predicted model, not a curated record. Gene Ontology annotation, cellular component: plasma membrane.